Molecule: messenger RNA, 3726 nt
Organism: Cuscuta epithymum
Lineage: Eukaryota; Viridiplantae; Streptophyta; Magnoliopsida; Solanales; Convolvulaceae
Source: the annotation of a GenBank genome assembly
AAUCCAGUUUUUAAUUUUUAUUUACGUCGGCUAUGUGGUUCGGGUUACGAAGACGGUCAUGAAUUUUAAAGUAUAAAACUAAAUUCUGGAUGUUUGGUUUGCUUGGCGGCUCCUGACUUCUCGCACUUCAGAAAUCGGUUGGUUCUGGAGUGUCAUUUUAACCGCCUCUGUUUAUGCCUUUGCCAGAACGUUCUGUGUAUUAGUUUUUUUUUUAUUGUGGUUGAAAAUGGCUGAACUCCUCUCUUCCUCUCGUUUCGAAAUCUUUUAUUGAAUGUUACUCAGUAACUGUUUGAUUUGUGGGAUUGCAGGCGUUGAGUAUUUCAAAUAUAGGAUUGGAUAAUUUUCAGGGAAAUCCAUAUAGCCCCAAUUUACCUGGGGUGGAUGAACUUGAUGUUAAGAUAUUGGGUUAUUAGGCUGUGGAUGGAUUUCAGGGACAGAAUACUCUAUAUGAGACAGCUGAGAGUUUCCUAGCUUUCACAAGUUUGUUUCUUGUGGAACUUCUUGAAGCUGGGCUGGAAACAGAGAAAGGUAAUUACAGGUUACUGUCAGAUGGAAGGUUAUAAAGCGUUGUUUGAUGGCACAAAGUGCUCAAUUGCAGAAGAUUCUUUCAAUGCCACUGCUAUGGACUUUUUGAAUUUUGAUGCAUAUGCGGGAUGGUGCAACAGUCCUGUCACCAUGGAUCAAACGUUUGCCUCCUAUUCAUUUUCACCACAUACUCCAGUGGGAUGCGCACCUUUUGACGGUUUAUAUUAUCCUGAACAGAACAGCGGUGUUUUCUCAAUGAUGGAUGCUGCUGAUAUCACAGACAGUAUAGACGAUGAGGACGAUGAAAUGAUUUUUCAACAGAAUGAUCAAUUACACUCUUCCCUUAGUUCUAUUGAUGUAGUUGGUAAUACUUGGAGGAUUCAAGGCCAGCAGAGUGCCAUUGAGGAUUUAGGAAAUCCUAUGAUCCCAAAAUCACCUUCUGAACCUCUUCCAGUAAGAAUGCUUACUGCAUUGGGAUUAUUUAAAGAGUCAUCAUCAGGUGGAGGCAUCUUGGCCCAAGUCUGGUUUCCAAUGAAAAGGGGUGAUAAGUACUUACUAAGCACUCAUGAGCAGCCAUAUCUACUUGACCAUGCUCUUGCUGGAUAUCGUGAGGUGUCAAGUAAUUUCACUUUUGACGCAGUCACCAAACCAGGCUCUUCCCCAGGACUUCCUGGCCGCGUAUUCUCUUCAAGGAUUCCAGAGUGGACAUCAAAUAUUGCAUACUAUAGGGAGGCUGAAUAUCUGCGCAUACAUCAUGCAGUUAACCAUGACAUACGUGGCUGCAUUGCGUUACCCGUUUUCGAGGACGAUCCAAGUGAAAAACCAUGUUGUGCUGUACUUGAAGUUAUCACCAUGAAGGAGAAACCCGAUUUUAAUUCCGAAAUUGAAAAGGUUUGCCGUGCGCUACAGGCAGUGAAUUUGAGGAGCAUUGCAUCUCCACGUCUCUAUCCUCAGUGCCUUUCAACAAAUCAAAAAUCUGCUUUAGCUGAGAUAACUGAUGUUUUGCGAGCUGUAUGUCAUGCACAUAAACUACCACUCGCCCUCACAUGGAUUCCUUGUAUUUAUACAGGAGAAGACAAUGAUGAAAUUAGAAGGGUGCGAUGUAAAGGAUGCAGCUCGGACUCAAUUGAGAAAAGCAUUCUUUGUAUUGAGAGUAGUGCUAGCUAUAUCAGUGACAAGGAGAUGCUAGAAUUUGUGCAUGCAUGCAUGGAACAUUACCUUGAGGAAGGACAAGGAAUUGCUGGGAAAGCUCUUCAGUCCAAUCACCCCUUUUUUUAUCCAGAUGUGAAGGAAUACCAUAUAAGCGAGUAUCCACUCGUUCAUCAUGCACGGAAGUUUGGCCUUAAUGCCGCUGUUGCCAUUAGGUUAUGCAGUACUUUCACCGGGAAUGAUGAUUAUAUUUUGGAGUUUUUUCUUCCUCUUGAUAUGAAGGGAAGUACUGAACAACAACUCCUCGUAAAUAACUUAUCUGGUACCAUGCAAAGGAUUUGUAAGACAUUGAGGACAGUCUCUGAUGCAGAACUCAGGAAUGGAGACGGUUCCAAGUGUGGACCAGGGAAUGCAUCUUCUCCAAACAUACCACCAAUUCCAUUGGCACGAUGCUCACGACAAUCACUUCUAGACAGCACCUUGGAUCGUACGGAUGAGGUGCAUUUGAAUGUAUCUGCUUCAGAGAGUCCUGGAAUUGGUCCUAACAGUGCUCAACAAGAGAAGACUGGAUCAAGAAGGCAGAUGGAGAAAAAGCGAAGUACGGCAGAGAAGCAUGUUAGCUUAAGUGUUCUUCAGCAGCAUUUCUCUGGGAGUCUCAAGGAUGCUGCUAGAGCCAUUGGUGUGUGUCCAACAACAUUGAAACGGAUAUGUAGACAACACGGUAUAUCAAGAUGGCCAUCCCGCAAGAUAAACAAAGUAAACCGCUCUUUAAAGAAAAUACAAACUGUACUCGAAUCUGUCCAAGGUGUGGAAGGAGGACUAAAAUUUGAUCCAAGCAGUGGGGGGCUGCUGGCUGCUGGCUCAAUCCUUAAAGAUUUUGGCGCACCAAAAGGUGUUCUCUUUCCCUGCAAGAACGUUCCUACCAAAGAAAAGGAGUCCCUUUUCCUGCCGGAUGCAUCAUCCCCCGCUUCCCGCAUUGGUGAUGGAAGUCCUGCAACAAAAAUGGAAGCAGGCCCCAUCGUGGAAGGAAACAAGCUACAUAUUCUCAGUCCAAGCUCUUGUAAGGGUGAGCAUAGAUCUACUAUUCCGUUGUCAGAGUGUUGCCAUGACUCCAAAUUGACCGUUCCACAAGAUGCUGGCUUGAACACCAUAGCAUGGACUGGUUUGGGAAACACAUCCUUAGAUUCUUUGCUCAUCAGAGAAAGAAGCAAAUGUAAAUGGUCCAAAAAGUCGAGCUCCAUUGGUCUCUGCAAUGAAACACAGACAAAGAUGAUGCACAUUGUGACUGGAGAGCAUAACCAACCAGCUUCUUCAAGCAUGACAGACUCUUCAAAUGGAUCAGGGCCGGUGAUGAACGGGUGUUGCUCAAGCUCACAAAGCUUUGGUGAACAGAAGCACUGGAAAGCUGAGGUGAAUUGUGGGGAUAGUGGUUCCAGAAUUACAGUGAAAGCUACAUACAAAGAAGACACAGUCCGUAUUAAGUUUGAGAGUUCAGUAGGGUGUUCCCGAAUCUAUGAAGAAGUUGGUAGGAGGUUUGGGCUGCAGAGUGGGACAUUCCAGCUCAAGUAUCUUGAUGAUGAAGAGGAGUGGGUGAUGCUGGUAAAUGACGCUGAUUUGCGGGAGUGUAUGGAGAUCAUGGAUUACCAAGGCACUCACUGCGUCAGGUUUCUUGUCCGCGAUACAUCAUGUGCUAUGGGUAGUUCUGGUAGCAGCAACUGCCUUUUGGGAACUGCUUCUUAAAUGAAGAAAUUCUGUAGAAGAUAGUGUAGACUUUGAAAGAUCCUGAUUUCAAUGCUUGAAGAAUUGGGUUCACCCGGGUUUCUUUUAGUUUAGAUUUUCAUAUAGAAUUUAAAUGCCUAAAGCCUUAAAUGAGUUCAGUCCCCUAUAUGUUUCUUGACACACACAAAUAAAGUUAAUAAGCCACUUUUGUAAUUUGUAAAAUAGAUUUCAACCAGGAUACUGGGAGCAUUUAGCAUGUAGAACAUCUUUUCAACAAACUAUACGGAUCUUUCAUAUUUAUAUUAAUUCAUUUUUUCUAUAAUUAUUAUAUAC